AUGGAUAAUUAAGUCAUCUUUACAUUACAACUUUACAGUAAAAAUAUAUUUUUUGAUCAUCCUUAUGAAUUAAAAUAUAUGGGUGAUAAAAUUUUAAUGUAUAAGGUAUGAUGAUAAUUAUAUUAAAAAGCUAAAAUAGGGAGUAUAAAUAUUUAGAUUUCAGCUUUUGAUAAGAAUAAUGACGUUAAUUAAGUGGAUAAUAAAAUAAGAUGAAUAUUAACCCAAAUUGAUAGGAUUCACAAUAAAAAUAAAGAAAAAAAAUAAGACUUUCAUCAGUAAAGAUCUUGAUGGAUUGAUAAAGUAUAUUUAAUUAGUAAAUGAUUAUUAGAUUAAGAAAUUUGCUUAGUUGUAGAUGUAGUUUUGGAAAUUUCGAUGAUUUAUUUACUGUAAAAAGCGAGAUAAGCAAAGGGUCAUCAGGAAAUGUGAAGAAAAUAUAAUGUAAAACUACUGGAAAUGAAUUGGCUGUUAAAUAUAUUAAUAAAAAGGAUCUUACUCCUUUAAAUUAUGUAAGGUUAUAUAAUUGAUUUAUAGUCGAUCAUAGAAUAAGAAAUUGCAAUAAUGAAUAAAGUAAAAGGGUAUGAUUAUUUUGUACAAAUUCAAGAUGUAUAUCAAGAUGAUUAAUAUUAUUUAAUUAUUAUGAAUUAUCUUGAUGGAUAUUCAUUAUUUCACUAUAUGGAAAAUAAUAAAAAGAUGAAUAAAACUCUCUCAUUAUUUUAAAUAUCAUCUAUAAUGAAACGACUCUUUGAAGCUUUAAUCAAAUUAUCUUAAUUGGAAGUAAUUUUAUAUUUAAAUAUAGAUUAUACACAGAGAUAUAAAACCAUAAAACUUGGUUUUGGCUGAAGAAGAUGAUUUCAAUUCUCUAACUAUUAUUGAUUUUGGAUUUGCAACCUCUACAAAUAUAAAUAGAUAUCUAUUAUAUAAAUGUGGUACACCUGGUUAUGCAGCACCUGAAGUGUUGAAUUCUUAAUGUACUCAUUACUCAUUUAGUUGCGAUGUUUUUAGUAGUGGCUGUCUUUUUUAUUAAUUGUAAUUAAAUCAUUGAUUUUCAGGUUAUUUCAUGAAUUACCCUUUAAAGGUGAUACAUUAUAAUAACUAGUACAUAAUAAUAGAAUUUGUUUAUUAGAUUUUCAGUAAGAAAAAUUUGAUUCUUUCUCUUUUAACAUCAAAGUAAUAUUUAAAUUCAUUUCUAGAAUCUCCUGAAAUCUCUAUUAGAAAAGAAUAUCUCUGACAGAAUACCUUUGAAAGAAGCUUAUUAAUAAUUUUUAAAUCUGUAUGAUCUUUGUAAAUAAAGAUGUGAUACUGAAGAUUGCCAUGAUUCUUCACCUCUUGUUAAUAGGUUACCUAAUUUAGAUAUAUAAAUUGGAAGAAUAUUUGAGUUAAAUUCAACAAGAGAAUCGAGACCCAGUUUAUAAAAUUGUGCAUAAUUUAUUUCUAAAUGA
Messenger RNA from Paramecium sonneborni, 1439 nucleotides. The record is from the annotation of a GenBank genome assembly. NCBI's taxonomy places the organism in Eukaryota, Ciliophora, Oligohymenophorea, Peniculida, Parameciidae.